Molecule: messenger RNA, 1089 nt
Organism: Chenopodium quinoa (quinoa)
Lineage: Eukaryota; Viridiplantae; Streptophyta; Magnoliopsida; Caryophyllales; Amaranthaceae
Exons: 1
Coding region: 1-1089 (362 amino acids)
Source: RefSeq, a predicted model, not a curated record
AUGAAAGACAGGGGAAAAAGAGAGCUAGAACCAUAUAAUAACAAUGGAGAUUGCUUUGAUGAAAAAUUCCCAGAUUUUCCCUGCAAAAAACACCCAACUUCAUCAUCUUCUUCUGGUGGAAUUUGUGCUUAUUGUCUUACUGAUAGACUAGUUCAGUUAGUCUGCCAACAAUGUGGGGAACAAAAGAUAACUUCUUGUUCUUGUUCUGAUAUCAUCUCAACUUCAAAUUCAAGUUCUUCUGAUGUUGGAAGAAUCUCAUUCUUGCUUGAGAAUGAGAAGAAGGGUGGUCCUGAGAUUUCGGGUUCGAAACCGAAACACGAGCAAAGGUCAUCACAAUUCAGCAAUGUAUACACUGAUGAAUUUGCCCAUCUGAAAAGAUGCAGCAGCAUUGCUCUGAAUGACAGUAAGAGAUCAGAAACAGCAGGAAAGUUCUGGAAGAUUAAGAGGUUGUUUAGGAAGAAAAGAGACAAGAUUAAUCAGAUUAAGAUUAAUGAGGAGAAUUAUGAAUGUAAUGGGGUUUCAAGAUCAAGAUCACUUAGCAGUUUUAGAGGGUUUUAUGAUACUGAUGAAAUUGGAGGGUUUCCUGUUUCUUAUUCUGCUGCAAGAGCUUCUAAUGUAAGCACUGGAAAUUUCAUGUUAGAUUCUGCUAAAAGAAGCUGUUUUAGUGAAUCUGAAGCAAGAAUUAGCAACUUUGAUUAUUGUGAUUCCUCCAAUUUGGUUGGUCCAAAUAAGAAUAGUAAUAUAUUUUCAUUAAAGGAGACUGAAUUUGUGAGUUCUGAUGAUCCUGCAUUUAUAGAUUUGAAACUGAAUGAUAAUACUAGUAUGUCAUCAUCAGAUUAUUCAAAGGUGCCUGAUCUUGCUGCUAUGAGGCGAAACGGGCUCGGGUUAUCGAUGAAGGAGUUCGGGUUUCGAAGGGUGGAUGUUUUGGUGCAUGAGAUGUUCAGCAAUGGAGGGGGAUCAUGUAGGAUUAGUGGUAGUGUUAGGGAAAGGGAAUUGAAGAAAUGCAGAAAGAAUAACAAGGUUUGGAAAUGGUUUUUCAGGCCUCAGAAUAGUUCUGCUAAAUUUGAUGAUCAUGAUUUUAAGUCUUGA